AUGACUGUCGUGCAGGAUGGGGAGUCCGCAAUUUGUGCAGAAGGCUGUAACAAUACUUGCCGCGAUUUGGCAACAGUGAUGCGACACCUGCCCAGUUGUGAGGGGAUCCUCGGCAGCGACUGGACCAAGUGGAGCGGAGCAUGGCCAUGCUCCUGGGGAAGAGUUCGCAGCAGGUGUCCAGUCCAGAUGCCCGCUACCACCAUCGAAAUCCAGGUGCUUCCGAUCAAUAUCAGCCAGGAAGAGCAUCUCCUGCAGGCAGAAGAGCACGGACGAGCUAGAGACGAGUCGCCAAAGAAUACUUCCAGGUUCUGGAUGCUGUGCGCAGCAUCAUCCGUCAUGGAUUUGGCGCUCCUGCCGCUGACCGCAAAGCUUCUGUGA
Messenger RNA from Cladocopium goreaui, 378 nucleotides. NCBI's taxonomy places the organism in Eukaryota, Dinophyceae, Suessiales, Symbiodiniaceae. The record is from the annotation of a GenBank genome assembly.